AUGGCCGUCCGACACAUCUCCGCGCUUCCAUUUCUGUCGCCAUUCACAUCCCCCGUCCUGCGACAGUCACGACAAUGGAGCAAUCUAUACCAGCGAGCCGUUUUGCUCCAGGGCUUACCACUCCUCAGUGGAUACAUCGCCAAUGAAAUCCCCUCGUUCCUAGCCGGCCUCUGGGAAUCAGUUCUCCGCGCCGUCCCCAAAAAGAAGACCUCCCACAUGAAGAAACGACACCGACAAAUGGCCGGCAAGGCAUUAAAGGAUGUGAAGAGCUUGACUAAAUGCCCCGGCUGUGGAGAGCCGAAGAAAUCGCAUGUUCUAUGCCCUGAGUGUGUUAAAGACAUCAAGGGUCAAUGGGCGCAGGCCGCAAUCGACAAACAGAAAUCCAAACAGUAUCUUUCGUGGGGCUCCGCGGACAACGCCCACUCCGUUGAUAUUUUUUCCCUGGCUGUGACUUCCAACCAAAUCAUUUCAGCUUCAGGAGCAUCCGCGCUCAAGAUACACUCUACUAAGGAUACAGAUUUCCCGCUUACUCAAACAAUCGAAGCGGCCCACAAGAUUGGAUGCCAUCAUGUCGUCACAUCAAGGAAUGGUCUGAAAGCUGCCAGCAUUGGCUUCGGGGGCGAGUUCAAGAUCUGGAAUAACAAUAACGGCGAAUGGUCUGAGGAGUCAGCUUUAUCGAACGAAAUAAAAGAGCCAGACACGUGGGCGAUCUGUCUAUCAGAAGAUGGGCGAUAUCUUGCAGGCACAACAAACAAUGGCCAUAUCAAGGUCUGGGACCUAAGCAACGGCGAGCAGUUCAGAGACUACGAGACUAAGGGAGCCUUUGGUGCUUGUAUUGAUAUGUCAGGCGAUGGAAAGUACAUUGCAAGUGGUCACCAGAACGGGAGUAUUUACAUGUUUAGCAACGAAACCGGUCGUAUGCCAUUCUCAUUAUCUGGUCUUAUUAAGCCAGUUCGCGCAGUGGCUUUCUCACCGGGUGGAAAGUUACUUGCAGCAGCCGGAGAUUCCAAAGUCAUUGUGCUCUAUGACACAGAGUCGGGGGAACAAGUGACUCAACUGACCGGGCACUCGGCAUGGAUUCUAUCACUGGACUGGAGUCACACUGGAGAGUAUCUGCUAAGCGGAUCGUUCGAUGGCAAAGUGAAAGUAUGGUCGAUUGAACGCAGAACAUGUGUUGCGACCCAUUCAGAGAACGACAAGGCCGUAUGGAGUGUGAAAUGGUUGCCCAAGAUAGGCAGAACGGAAGGCUUCGCGACUGCUGGUGCUUCUCGCAGUAUAUCCUUCUACAGAGAAGCUACAGGCGGUUAG
Molecule: messenger RNA, 1308 nt
Organism: Talaromyces amestolkiae
Lineage: Eukaryota; Fungi; Ascomycota; Eurotiomycetes; Eurotiales; Trichocomaceae
Exons: 8
Coding region: 1-1308 (435 amino acids)
Biological process (GO): translation
Cellular component (GO): Cdc73/Paf1 complex; large ribosomal subunit
Molecular function (GO): structural constituent of ribosome; protein binding
Source: RefSeq, a predicted model, not a curated record